Molecule: messenger RNA, 6061 nt
Organism: Salmo salar (Atlantic salmon)
Lineage: Eukaryota; Metazoa; Chordata; Actinopteri; Salmoniformes; Salmonidae
Source: RefSeq, a predicted model, not a curated record
UUUCAUUAGUCCAUUGUUGAUACAGUCCCAAAAUGGUUUGCAUGUCAGCAAUCAAGUUAAUGUAUGUACAUUUCAAAAUACAGAACUAUAGCCCGUAUGCUACAUUUUUCAUUAUGGCAUUAUGGGGUAUUGUGUGUAGGCCAAUGACAAAAAAAAAUCUUAAUUUAAUCAAUUUAAAAAUCAGGCUGUAUCAUAAAAGAAUGUCAAGGGAUGUGAAUACUUUCACUGUAAUCAAAAUAAAACUUGUUUAUUUAUUAUCCUAGUGUGAAAUAGGCCUCAUGUGAAACCAUUUUCAAAAGUGCAAGAGAUACUAUUGCAUGUAGGCCUAGAUUAUUUAUGGAUUGAUCAUGUGGAAAUAUCAAAACAGUAUUUGAACAUAUCCAAAGCAAUUGCAUGUGGCACAGGAAUCACUGACUCUCUGCAUUUUUCUAUUAUCAAGACACCUGCUGGUUAAUCUUAAAGAGUGACUACCCAUAAAAACCAACGAAUAAUUUUGAAAACGGCCUAUGUCUAUAUGAGUCAGAAACAUUUAUUAUAGUCUCAAAUUUGACGAAGUGUAAAUAGGAUAAUUUUUGUGAGUCUCGUCUAAAAUUGAGUUCAAAACCUCACAAAGAGUAAAUUAAGGUUGGGUUUGAUUUUACAAUUAUGUCAAGAAAUCAUGCCCCCUUUUGCCAAGCUCUACGUGCAAAUCCACUUCAUUGAAUGGGGCCUUGUGUUUCAUCGCCCCCCCAACCAAUGCGUCCAAGAGAUCACGGCCAUUUGAGACUGAAAAACCCUAUUCGGAUUGACCAUGUAAUGCAUGCUUCCAGCAGGAUGCACUGCCAACAACUAUGGUUUGCAUGCCCUGCCGAAGGAGCCAAUCAUCAUGCGGAAUACGUGGUUGGAGUUCGUUGUGCACAGUUGGGUGUCAGACUGAUCCCCUGGUCAUGAAUGGAUGCAUGGGACCUACCAGAAGGAGAAAAGAGCUUGUCAGGCAAGACCUCAGUCUCCCUCUGUAAAAAGGACACGCCAUCAUGAGGCCUCUGAUAGUGGCCAGAGUUACUGCCCUGAUGAAACAGACGGCUUCAUCAACAAUGACAGGCCCUCCCAGUCAACACCCCUUCAUACGAUUUCCUGCUGUAGUUGUUUGAGAGAUGUCCAGUCUGAAGCCGAAUACGCAGCAUCGAGAAGACCAGCAAGGGGGCAAUCAUAUGCAUCAUGCCCUCGCUGUGAGCAUUACUAUGAAUGGGACAGUCAGCCACAUGUUGGCAAGUUUCUGGCCUGCAACCUUCACCUGUCAGUGGCAACAGCUUUCACAGGCUCAUCAUUUGUACAAAUAGAGAAGUAUCUUUGAUGAGGGGCCAGGAUCUGAUCUACGCUGCUAUGCUAUGCUCAUCAAUGGCAUGAAAAUGUAAAAUGUAAUGGGUCUCUGGCAAAGACCUCGCCUCUUGCCUGCUCACCAACAGUCGUUGAUGGGGAGAAAAUAAUUAGGUCCCUGCAUAUGAUCUACCAUGGAGAAAGUGCUCAGCAGCCUCCUGCUUCUGGGAACCGCAGUGAUGAUGGCCCACGCAUGCCCCAAGUACUGUGUCUGUCAGAACCUGUCUGAGUCCCUGGGUACCCUCUGCCCAUCCAAAGGCCUGCUCUUCGUGCCUCUGGACAUAGACCGGCGGACCGUAGAGCUCCGCCUGGGCGGCAACUUCAUCCUCAAGGUCACACCGCAGGACUUUGCCAACAUGACGGGCCUGGUGGACCUCACCUUGUCCCGCAACACCAUCAGUGCCAUCCUGCCUUUCUCCUUCCUCGACCUGGAGACCCUGCGCUCCCUGCACCUGGACAGCAACCGCCUGACCGAGCUUGGACCGGACGACCUGCGUGGCCUUGUCAACCUGCAGCACCUCAUCCUCAACAACAACCAGCUCAACUGCAUCUCCAAGGUGGCUUUUGACGAUCUGAUGCUGACACUGGAAGACCUGGACCUGUCCUACAACAACUUGCAGGGUGUACCUUGGGAGUCCAUCUGCAAGAUGGUCAACCUCCACCAGUUGAGUCUUGAUCAUAACCUCAUCUCGCACAUUGCAGAGGGGACAUUUACGGACCUGGACAAGCUGGCGCGCCUGGACCUCACGUCCAACCGGCUCCAGAAGCUCCCGCCAGACCCCAUCUUCUCCCGUUCCCAGACUAACUUAAUACUGACCACUCCCUAUGCCCCUCAGCUUUCCCUGAGCUUUGGGGGAAACCCCCUGCAUUGCAACUGUGAAGUGCUUUGGCUCCGGAGGCUGGACCGAGAGGACGAUAUGGAGACCUGCGCUUCCCCUCCCAGUCUAAAGGGACACUACUUUUGGUACGUGCGGGAAGAAGAGUUUGUCUGUGAACCACCCCUGAUCACCCAACACACGCACAAGUUGUUAGUCCUGGAGGGCCAAACAGCUAGCCUGCGCUGCAAAGCUAUCGGUGACCCAAUGCCGAUCAUACACUGGGUCGCCCCAGACGACCGUAUGAUUAGCAAUUCGUCCCGAGCGACUGUGUACGAUAAUGGCACCCUGGAUAUUACCAUCACCACGUCCAAGGAUUACGGCACCUUCACUUGCAUCGCAGCCAACGCAGCAGGGGAAUCAACCGCCUCUAUAGAACUGUCCAUCAUUCAACUGCCACACCUCAGCAAUGGUACCAACCACACCGCACAGCCCAAGUCCCGGCUCUCGGACAUCACCAGCUCUACCAAGACCAGUAAGGGGGAGUCCAAGCCUGUACCGGAAAAGAUGGUAUCUGUAUCGGAGGUGUCUGCAUCCUCUGCUCUGGUCAAGUGGACUGUUAGCAAAACAGCACCCAAGGUCAAGAUGUACCAGCUCCAGUACAACUGCUCCGAAGAUGAAGUCCUGAUUUACAGGAUGAUUCCCGUGGCCAGCAAAACCUUCUUAGUCACCAACCUGGUCCAAGACAUGCAGUAUGACCUAUGUGUCCUGGCUAUCUGGGACGACACCGCCACCACCCUAACUGCCACCAACGUAGUGGGCUGUGUGCAGUUCAUCACCCGUGACAACUACCCGCAGUGCCAGUCCCUCCAAAGCCAGUUCCUGGGCGGCACUAUGAUCCUGGUGAUCGGUGGCAUCAUUGUGGUCACGCUCCUCAUCUUCAUCAUCAUCCUCAUGGUUCGGUACAAAGUGUGCAGCAGCCCCCAGUCCAGCAAGCUGCCAGUGGUUAGCAACACGUACUCCCAGACCAACGGUGGGAGUACACAGGUCAAACCUCAGAUCACAACCACAGUGGUGGUAAUGCGGGAUGAGAUGGUGGAAUUCAAAUGUGGCUCGCUCCAGAGCAGCCUCUCCUCGUCUUCAUCUGACUCGUUGGACAGUCGCAACACUAGAGGCAGAUUAGGAAACGAGGACCAGUACAGUCUUCGAGACAUCGAGUUCAGCACACUCCCCAGCACCAGUAAUUGGAGGAGGCACAGGGGGCCAUCAUCAGCCAAGGCUAGGCCCAACUUAGACAACCUUUUAGGGGCCUUUGCCUCACUGGAGCUCCGGAGCUCAGCUACGGCUAGGGACCAAGGGGCAUCUUGUUCCUCCACCACCACCUCCAGUGCAUUGGUGGCUGUGACCAUGGCCCCUCCGUCUGACAAGGAACCCUUGCUGGGCCGAGCCGAGUCCACUACCAUGCUGGGGCGUUUUCUAGGCCUGCCCCAGGAAGGGAAGCCCAAGAGGAGCCACUCAUUCGACUAUGGCCACGUGGGUAGCAGCGGUGGCGCACAGAGCCUCAGCAACUACCCCCGUCACAUCAGCAACAUCUGGACUAAGAGGAGCCUGUCGGUAAAUGGGAUGCUACUGCAGUACGACGACAGCGAAGACGGUGAGGGCGAAAAGGCACCAUUCGAGAGCUCAGAGUGGGUGAUGGAGAGCACUGUUUGAACACGGGUUUAUGUCGGAUCACGAGGUCAAAUGUCAAAAGAGAAACAGACUUUACAGAAAAAAACCAAGGGCCCAAAGAAUUAUUUGGAAUAAUACCUCUGGGUCAUCCACAGCGCUGUACUGCAUGAAGUUCAUCCAUGUGAAUACUAUUUAUUGUCCUUCUGUCCAUGUAAUUCUACCGAAACAAACACUCAGGUUGGUUGUUCCUAAGACCGUAGAAAUCAAUCGACAGGGUUGGCCACGCUCUCAGUUCGCUGGCAGGGAAGACUGUCCUUAACCACAUUUGAAAAAAUGUAUGCAUUACGGAACAAAGCCCCUAUGGAAUUGUGCAGAUACAGCAUACAGUAUAUGGAAUAAUGCCCGAACCCUGGGAAUUAAUGUGGGAGUAUCUUUGAGAAACAGGGGAAAUAAAGGCGAGGAAUUCAAAGUGGAUAUCCUGUGUAUUUAUCUUUCGAGCUCUUUGCCAAGGGGAUUUUCCUGAGACUGACAAAGUAGAUGUGCAUCACAAUGCUUUAGACCAGGGCUCUCCAACCCUGUUCCUGGAGAGAUACCCUCUGUUGGUUUUCAAUCCCACCCCAGUUAUAACGAACCUGAUUCAGUUUAUCAACUAGCUAAUUAUUAAUAAAGUGCACUAGAUUAGGGUUGGUUUGAAAACCUACAGGACGGUAGCUCUCCGGGAACAGCGUUGGAGAGCCCUGCUUGAGACUCUCAGCAUGAAAAUGGGACUUCUUCAGUAGAAGCAAUGGGAGAGCAAAUGUGUAACAAAAUGAAUAAUUUUUCAUGUUUCCUUUUGUUGUUUAUAUAAUUUGUACUAUUUAUUUUAGAGGUCACCAUUGAGUUCCACUUUAUGAGUAAAGAAACAAAACAAUAUAAAUGAUGGUCAAUCAAGAAUAAUGUACUAUAUCGUCACCCAGUCCCCUCAGAAAGACAACAUUUCAUAACAGCCUAGUUUCUAUUUUGGCACAAACAUAAAGGAAAUCUUAGAUGUACACUAUCUGAUAACCCUGGUCAUUUAUUUCAAAACAUCAAUGGUUGGUUCAUUAGGGGAGUUGUGAUAAUAAAAUAUGUGGAGGUUGACUUUCAAACUAGUCACAUUUUCUACCUCAGGUUCUAAAUUAUAUGAAAUACAUACUCUGAAUAGAGUGGAUUAUUUCAGAAAUAGUAUAUCAUAUGAAAAUAAUCUUCCUUAUUUGUCAAUUUCCUGGGGAAUCACUCAAUACAAUUAUCAAUCAAAAUCCCUGUUGGUGUAUAGGCCAUUGAUAUGUUUCCCCAGGAUGAUACACGAGCCAUGUGUUACACAGUAGAGACUUAUUGGCGACGCUCAACAAUUUAAAUUAAUGUCAUCAUACUGCUAUAAUCCAAUUAAUGAAAAAUGUAUUUAAUACAAAAAGGGAAAGAGAACGAUAUUCAUCUACAAAUGUAUAAAUAAUUAUACAGUUUAUGUCUGAAUACACAGAACCAUGUUGGUUUGUUUAAGUUAAAAUAUCAAACGUCUGAAUUUAUUGUAUUCAUUUGGAGUUUGGUUUAUUUUCUCAUUUCAUCCUCUAAUAUUAGUCUAUUGUCUCCACGUUACAGUAACAGACUGUGACUGGAUAUGUAUGAAGUUGCAUAGGAACGUGAUGAAUUAUAAAAUGAGUUUCUAUCUGAACUACUGCCUAUGUGAUCAACUCGUGUGCAGAUUCUGAUGCCUUUUAAUGUUCUCUUUGACUCUCUGCUGCAUUACAAUAUUGUUUUUUUUUCAUAUUUUUUUAUUUGUUACUUCUCUUGGUGUAUACUGUUCCGUAUAUUGACAUUUUUUGUACAAUAACUAUGGGUGAGAAUGUAAAAGGGAUACUGUGCAGUGGUACUUUUAUUUUGUGGUUCAGUAAAAGUGAGAAGGUGCUUUACUGUGGUUUUAUAACAUGGAAUGUGUUUAGUUGGCGCAAUGGAAGGUGACGCUGUAUAACGGUGCAAAUAGAAAUCUGGAAUAAACCUGUGUCUGUUAUAGAUAUUACAAUUCUACAUUCAAUUUUGCGCGGUCACCUUCCAUUUUGCUAAUCAACAACAACCCUAUAAGUGUGUACAUGACGUGAGAAAGUCAUGAUUCUGACCUGAGGUUGUAGAAAAAAGAAAACAAUGAAUAUGUGUUUAAACAUUCUUGCUACAAAAGAAGAUAAAAUAUGAAGAAUUCCUAUUAA